Messenger RNA from Echinococcus granulosus, 1389 nucleotides. RefSeq names its product Magnesium transporter NIPA2. Gene Ontology annotation, cellular component: membrane. The transcript has 6 exons. Gene Ontology annotation, molecular function: magnesium ion transmembrane transporter activity. Lineage: Eukaryota; Metazoa; Platyhelminthes; Cestoda; Cyclophyllidea; Taeniidae. The record is from RefSeq and is a predicted model, not a curated record. Gene Ontology annotation, biological process: magnesium ion transport. Bases 1 to 1389 code for a protein of 462 amino acids.
AUGUUUCAGUCGGAUGUUCACUUUUACAUUGGACUGUCUUUGGCUCUGGCAUCAACUAUAUUCAUAGGCUGCAGUUUUAUCGUUAAAAAGAUUGCCUUGCGAAGGUUGGCUGCGACAGGUACGCGAGCAGGCGAUGGUGGUUACCAGUACCUCUGUGACUGGGUUUGGUGGCUGGGGCUUAUCCUCAUGGGGUUGGGAGAGGCAGCCAAUUUCGCGGGAUACACUUUCGCACCCGCUUCUCUCGUAACCCCCAUGGGAGGUCUCUCCGUCCUUGUCUCAGCAGUCUUUAGCUCUCACUUCCUUGGUGAGCGUCUCAAUUUCAUCGGCAAAAUUGGCUGCGUUGUUUGCAUCUGCGGCUCGACUAUGGUUGUCCUUCACGCUCCCAAGGAACAGGAAGUUCAAUCACUCCAUGAACUCAGUAUUAAGGUCAUGGAUCCAGGAUUCCUCACUUAUGCAAUAGCAGUUGCAGUCGCAGGUAUCGUGUCAAUUUUCGUGAUCGCCCCAAAGUUUGGGACUCGCAAUCCUCUUGUCUUUGUCUUCAUUAGUGGCAGUAUUGGAUCGCUCUCAGUUAUGGCGUGCAAAGGAAUCGGCUUGGGGUUUAAGCUGCCAUCCGUCUUUGGUGGAGAAAAACGAACCAGAUACAUUUUAGUUCCUAAGCCUAGCGGUGAAGUAACUGGGGUAUCUUAUGCGCUUGUUCUUCAGGAGGCUAUCGAGUAUGGCAUUCUUGCCAUCCUCCGGCAAUGGAUUUUCUGGUUCUUCCUGAUCGGUCUGGUUUUUUGUCUAACUGUGCAGCUGAACUACCUCAAUCGGGCCCUCGACAUUUUUAAUACCAGCAUUGUCACUCCUCUACUUUAUGUCUUCUUCACGGCCUUCGUGCUGAUCGCAUCGACCAUCCUCUUUAAGGAGGGCUCCUCGCUCUCCCCCACCGACUACAUUGGCAACGCCGUCGGCCUGAUUUGCAUCGUCAGCGGAAUCGUCCUUCUGACGCUCUUCAGAGAUAUGAAUGUGUCACUGGGCGAUCUGGUGAAAGAUUUUAUGGGUCCGGUGCCCACACGCGUAGUGCACCUCAGCAGUGAUCUAUCCUUCAAGCAUCGCUUUUCUCCAACAUGGUGCAAGCGAAAGGGUCGCGGUCUCUCGGAUGAGACGUACACACUGCUGUCGACGUCGAAUGAGUGUAGCGGCAGCAACGAGAGCAGCCAUAACUCCUCGCCCAACCACGACAUGAUAGAGUAUCCAAAGCUGGAACACCACCACCAGGGCGUGCACCAGCGCACUGGCUCUGGCGCCUCCGCCUUUAACUUCGCCUCCGUUGCUGCCACCACCGAAAACUACUCCACUGUCAGCGAGGCGGCCAACAUCAAUCACUCCACCAUCUGGACCUCCAUGUGA